ACCACUGAGAGGGUGGGGGUGGGCGACCGGAUGUUGAUAUUUUCACACCCUCGGGACGUAACUGAGAAAAGUGUAAGGCGAGGUGAAGACACAUGUUUAAUUCUUUUUUUUUUUUUUUGAGACCCGUAGGCUUUUAGACGUUUCUGUGGGUUCCUCUUGGGGGGAAAUGUUUUAUGUCACUGACUUCGAAGUGUAAAGUAGAAGUCAUUUAUAGUGUAAAGGAAAUAAUGUGUACAGGGGGGAUGAAUGAAACUGUUUUUCCUUAAUUCGAAUAUUGGAAAAACGGAUUAACGAGAAUUGUGAGUUGAUUGUUGAUUGCAUCUCCCUUAUAACCAAUUCUUUUUACUUACUUUUGACCUAUUCACCAUCCUCUAAUGCCCUAGCUAAUAACGGCAUGGCUAUGUCACCCACUUCUUGGUUUCUACCAAAUUCGACCAGGUUAUGUCAAUGAUGUGAGUAGAUUGAAUUUCCUGUUACUUGUAUUUGGAAGACUCUGAAUCGUUAAUGAUUUUUCCCUCCAUCUUUGCAUUUGAGGUAAUUUGUGGUAACUGGAAGCAUCACUAUUUUGUGUAUGAGAAAAUAAACUUGUAGAGCUGUAGAAGUUACCAAAGGGGUAAGAGAUGCUUCAUUUACUUGGAUUAGGGUUUGCUUUAUUAUUUCUCUGCAGAUUACUUUCUUGUAAUCAUUAUGUUGUUUCAUGCCAUUUUAUUUUUUGGUGAAUGUGGGUUGGCUGUAUAUCAACAUAUAUAGGCUUUAUGUGUUAACUUAAAACUUGGAAGCAUAAUAAAUAUAAGUUUUUGCAAGUCUUAACUAUGGCUGGUAACUGAAACCUUCACAAAAAUAACAUGACAAUUGAGAUUUCUGUUACAGUUUUUUGGAGAUGCCAUUUUUUAAAGUGUAUUGGACUUGAAGUAAUUUUGGUACUUUGUUGAUUCUAGGAUAUAGGAUUAUAAUAUUCCUUCUGCCAUUAGUUUCAGCCUAUACCAGAAAUUCUGACACACAACAGCUUUAUAUUCCAAGUCAGAGUAACCUAGACAACAUUCUCAAAAGUGACUUUUCACAAGAAGUAGUGGAUGUCAGUACAGUGUGUACUGCCCUAACCUAUAGGCUGUAAAUAUUUAAGUGCCUUGGAUACAAAAGGGUAAAGGUAGGUAACUUUUAAAAACGUUUAAAAUCUCUUAUUUUUGGAGACCUUAUGUCUCAGGCUGGCCUUGAACUUGUUUUAUAGCUGAGGACCUUGAAUGCCUCCUGCCUCCACCUUCUGAGUGCCAAUUUAUGAGGUUCUGGGGAUCAAGCAUUCACCAGUUGAGCUUCACCUUCAGCUCUGAAAAGUGGGUAACCUUUAAAGGAAAUAAUUAGCAUUCAAAUUGUUUUGCAGUUGGAUUUCAUGUCUAGAAGAUUCCCUCAAGCUUUUCCUCUUCACUUUAAGGGGGUGUUUUUGUUCCCUUACUUCUGUAACAGGCCGAAUACACCAAGCAAUGGUAACAUCUUUAAAUGAAGAUAAUGAAAGUGUCACUGUUGAGUGGAUAGAAAAUGGAGAUACAAAAGGCAAAGAGAUUGACUUGGAAAGCAUCUUUUCACUUAACCCUGACCUUGUACCUGAUGAAGAGAUUGAACCUAGUCCGGAAAUACCUCCACCUUCAUCAUCAAAAGUGAACAAAAUUGUAAAGAACCGACGGACUGUGGCAUCAUCUAUUAAGAAUGACCCUCCCCCAAGAGAUAAUAGAGUGGUUGGUUCAGCACGAGCACGGCCUAGUCAGCUUCCUGAACAGUCGUCUUCUGCACAACAGAAUGGUAGUGUUUCAGAUAUAUCUCCAGUUCAAGCUGCAAAAAAGGAAUUUGGACCUCCUUCACGUAGAAAAUCUAAUUGUGUUAAAGAAGUAGAAAAACUGCAAGAAAAACGAGAAAAAAGGAGAUUGCAGCAGCAAGAACUUAGAGAAAAAAGAGCCCAGGAUGUUGAUGCUACAAAUCCAAAUUAUGAAAUUAUGUGCAUGAUCAGAGACUUCAGAGGAAGCUUAGAUUACAGACCCCUAACAACAGCUGAUCCUAUUGAUGAACAUAGGAUAUGUGUUUGUGUAAGAAAACGACCACUAAAUAAGAAAGGUAUGGCGCUUAAUGAGCUUCAUAGAGAGUGGAAUUCAGAAAUCCGGCAUGAAACUCAAAUGAAAGAUCUUGAUGUAAUCACAAUCCCUAGUAAAGAUGUUGUGAUGGUACAUGAACCCAAACAAAAAGUAGACUUAACAAGGUACUUAGAAAAUCAAACAUUUCGUUUUGAUUAUGCCUUUGAUGACUCAGCUCCUAAUGAAAUGGUUUACAGAUUUACUGCUAGACCACUAGUGGAAACGAUAUUUGAAAGGGGAAUGGCUACGUGCUUUGCUUAUGGGCAGACUGGAAGUGGAAAAACUCAUACUAUGGGUGGUGACUUUUCAGGAAAGAACCAGGAUUGUUCUAAGGGAAUUUACGCAUUAGCAGCUCGAGAUGUCUUUUUAAUGCUGAAGAAACCAAACUAUAAGAAACUAGAACUUCAAGUAUAUGCAACAUUUUUUGAAAUUUAUAGUGGAAAGGUGUUUGACUUAUUAAAUAGGAAAACAAAAUUAAGAGUACUUGAAGAUGGAAAACAGCAGGUGCAAGUGGUAGGAUUACAGGAACGGGAGGUCAAAUGUGUGGAAGAUGUAUUGAAACUCAUUGACAUAGGCAACAGUUGCAGAACAUCCGGUCAAACGUCUGCAAAUGCACACUCAUCUCGGAGUCAUGCAGUGUUUCAGAUCAUUCUUAGAAGGAAGGGAAAACUACAUGGCAAAUUUUCUCUCAUUGAUUUGGCUGGGAAUGAAAGAGGAGCAGAUACAUCAAGUGCAGACAGGCAAACCAGACUUGAAGGUGCUGAAAUUAAUAAAAGCCUUUUAGCACUCAAGGAGUGCAUCAGAGCCUUAGGUAGAAAUAAACCUCACACUCCUUUCCGAGCAAGUAAACUCACUCAGGUGUUGAGAGAUUCAUUCAUAGGUGAAAAUUCUCGUACUUGCAUGAUUGCCACAAUCUCUCCAGGAAUGGCAUCUUGCGAAAAUACUCUUAAUACGUUAAGAUAUGCAAAUAGGGUGAAAGAAUUGACUGUAGAUCCAACUGCUGCUGGUGAUGUCCGUCCAAUAAUGCACCAUCCACCAAGCCAGAUUGAUGACUUAGAGACACAGUGGGGUGUGGGGAGUUCCCCUCAGAGAGAUGAUCUAAAACUUCUUUGUGAACAAAAUGAAGAAGAAGUUUCUCCACAACUAUUUACUUUCCAUGAAGCUGUCUCCCAGAUGGUAGAAAUGGAAGAACAGGUUGUAGAGGAUCACAGAGCAGUGUUCCAGGAAUCCAUUCGCUGGAUAGAAGAUGAAAAGGCUCUCCUAGAGAUGACUGAAGAAGUAGACUAUGAUGUGGACUCAUAUGCUACACAACUUGAAGCUAUUCUUGAACAGAAAAUAGACAUUUUAACUGAGCUACGAGAUAAAGUGAAAUCUUUUCGUGCAGCGCUACAAGAAGAAGAACAAGCAAGCAAGCAAAUUAACCCCAAGAGACCCAGAGCCCUGUAAAGUUGGUAUUUGCUACUAAAGGAUCCCCAGAAUCUCCAAUACUGUAACAAACAGUGGUCCAACUGUAAAGGCCACUUGAACUUUUUUUUUUUAAUCUUUAAGUGUGUGGAAAUAUCUUGUCCUUCACCUGAAUGGCAUUUCAAUUUUGUGAAACACUCCUUUGUCUACAAAAUGCUUCUAGUCUAAGAGGCACAACUAACAACUGGGAUUAGUGAAGUAUUUUGUUUCAUUUACCCAUUUAAAGAUUGUGGAAGUAAUCCAGAAGUGGAGAGUAUGGGGGAAGCCACAAAAUUUCCUUUAACUGAGAUCCAUUUUCGUAGCAAGACAGCAAUUUUGAAUACUUUGCGUGCAUGCAUACCUCAUCAGUGAUUGUACAUACCUUGCCUACACUCCUAGAGACAGCUGUGUUCACUUUCUUCUCUGUGCCUUGACUAAGGCUAUUGACCCUAGAUUUCUGAAGCACAGCCAAGAUAAAUUACAUUCCUUAUUUGUAACUGUAAAUUACCUUUAUUGUGUGUACAUUUUUACUGUAUUUGAGACUUUUUUGUGUGUGUGUGUGUGUGUGACUAGUUAAUUUUACAGUAUGUGCCAUAGCAAUUGAACGGAACUAAAGUCUGUGACAGUGGACAUAGCUGCUGGACCAUUCCAUCUUAUAUGUAAAGAAAUCUGGAAUUAUGAUUUUAAUACCAUGACAUGUGAUUAUAAUUUUCUUAGCAUUUUCUUUGUAAAAAACUAAAAUAUAAACUAGAUGGUGUAUAAUAAAAAGUAAAGAAAUUCUGACAAGAGUUUUAUCUUAGGAUAAUACAUAUAUAUGCAGUGUGUGUGCCAGUGGUGUUAACAAGACUAAUAGUGUAAUCUGAUCCUUAACAAUGCCAUUAUUUAAGUUGAAGUGUUUCCUAGCGCCCCAAAUUUAAUGUGCUGUUAAAGGAAAUUGGCUUCUGAUGCAUGAACAUUUUUGUAUGUACAUUGAAAGUAGUCCAUAAUACAAGUUAGAUAAACAAGUGUAGAUGGUAUGUAACCCUAAGAAGUGUCAAUGCCUUACAGGGCAGGUCAUAGCAAGCUCCAUCAAUAUCUAGUAUGUGAUGGUUUUCCAUGUGAUGAGAAUCACAUCUCACGGAUAGAUAGAUUGGUAGUAAGGAAGGCUACUCUUUAAAUGGCAGCACUUAUUUUUACAGCUGCUAAAAGAAAACUGGCCAAUUUUCAUGUAAAUACUGUUUAAAGAUUUAUACAUAUAUAUAUAUAUAUACAUAUAUAUAUACACAUCUCUAGGAGUUUUCCCUUGGUUCGCAGGAUACAGUCCAGUAGGUUAACCAAAGAACCUCCCAUAUUUCUCUUGAUUAGGGAACCUACUGCUUCACUCAGUGAACCAAGGGGAAAUCUAUGAAUAGAGUCAACGAGCCAGAGUCUUUACUUCACUGAUCUUAAAUGAGAGGAUAGCUGAGGAGUCCUAAGACCAUGGUGAAAAGCUCUGUAAACAUGAAAUCUAAAUCAAAUGUAGAUUUUUCACAAUAUGCUUAUUAAUAAAUGAAAUCUAUGAAACGAA
Messenger RNA from Cricetulus griseus (Chinese hamster), 5109 nucleotides. NCBI's taxonomy places the organism in Eukaryota, Metazoa, Chordata, Mammalia, Rodentia, Cricetidae. The record is from RefSeq and is a predicted model, not a curated record.